Glycine soja is the source of this 1874-nucleotide messenger RNA. RefSeq lists its product as uncharacterized. Lineage: Eukaryota; Viridiplantae; Streptophyta; Magnoliopsida; Fabales; Fabaceae. The record is from RefSeq and is a predicted model, not a curated record. The transcript has 2 exons. The coding region runs from base 304 to 1572 and encodes 422 amino acids.
AUUUAAUGCGUAGUCCGUGGCUCCCUUGGGCUUCGUCUUCAUAGUUUCACAGUUGACAGCAUAUUUAAUUAUUUAUAUACAAACACGGAUUGAAGAACGAGGGUUGAAGCCCCAACACGAUGAAAUGAAGAUCGAAAACGCCACAUUGAGAUCUACUUCUCUUCCUUUUCGCUCACCCACUUAACCCCCCCAACCCUAUUCUCUAUUCAGAUCCCUCUCUACCCAAACCCCGCCACGCGAUGCGUUUCAAAUCGGAGUCAUAAACCCCCGCAUCUCGCACGAUCCGACGCCGUUUCGUGAAAAAUGGGUGCGAGUCAGUCAGUGCAAGUGGUGGAAGACAGCGAAGAAGAAGAAGAAGAAGAAGAAGAUGAGAGGAACCUCAACGGGCCCUUGAUGGGCCGGGCCCAAUUGGGCAACCACAUGGUGAAGAAGGUUCUGGAACAGGAGCCCGAGAUGCUGCCGUGCCACGCGUCGGCGUCUCCGCUCUCGCCGCAGCUCUCGUCCCUCGGGACGCCGCGGCUCGGCCCCUCGAUCAAGGUCUGGGACCCCUACAACGUCCUUGGCCCGCCGCCCCCGCUUCCGUCGCCGCCCGCGCUGUCCCGGAGCUUUUCGGGGAACGGGAUGGUCGCCGUGGCGGACGACGAGGCGGUGACGGAGGUUUUCCUGAUCAGCCACGGCGAGUGCGAGCUGAAUCUGGCGCCGGAUUUGGUUGGCGGCCGCUGCCCCGCCGCCGCACUGACGGCCAACGGGAAGCGCCAUGCCAGGGCUCUGGCCGUGUUUCUCAAGUCGCAGGGGGUUCGGUUCAGCGCCGUGUAUUCGUCCCCGCUGGAUCGGGCGCGGUCCACGGCGGUGUCGGUGUGCAAGGAAGUCAAUUUUUCAGAGGAACAAAUUCAAUCCACAGAUGCUCUUGCAGAGAUUAGUCAAGGGAAUUGGGAAGGCUGCCUUCGAUCAGAAAUAUAUACUCCCGAAAUUCAGGGCUUAAUUGACAGGUUCCAGCCAGAUUUUACUGCACCUUCUGGUGAAUCACUUAGACAAGUAGAAUUCCGGAUGAUUCACUUCUUAAAUGGAACUGUCCUUGCAUUACAUGAAAAACUAUUAGAUUUAUCAUCACAUCAAAAUGACAACCAGGCAUUUGCACAGAACAACUCCCAUGCUCUUCUCACUAACUCACUUCACGACCAAGAUGGACCUUCUCUCCCUCCAAACCAAUGGGAUUUGCUCAACAGGCACCGGCCUCCAUUCUCAAGGAAAAAGUCUGGUAAGAGCAGACUACAAUUUGUGACAACCACUGGUGAUGAAAUUGAAGAUGAAAUUUCUUCUGGCAAUGUAAACCACGGAAGUUCUCUGCAUAAUUCUGGUUUCAGCAGCUUUUCACCAACUGUGUCUUGUAUAGGACUAUUUACUCAUUCUCUGCCAAUUAAGUGUCUCCUGACUGGCCUUCUUGGAUGUAGCCCUCUGAUGUCACAUAAGUUUUGCAUAGAAGACUCUUCAGUGACUGUGUUGCAGCAUUCUCUGAGAACUGGUUGGCAGAUAAAAAGGCUGAAUGAUACUGCACACCUUAGGCUUCUCUAGUUAGGGAAGCUGUACUUAAGAAUCUGAAUUUUUGGCAAUGGUUUGGAUAUAAAUUUAGUUGGUUGUUGAUAUUCACCUAUUCACAUGAAAUGAGGUCUUUCAUUGUAACCUUUAUUUAUUUCUGCACUGAUCUAUUCCAAAAGAGGAAUGAUGCAGGAGUUGGAUUGUUGUAUUAAUUCUUUCUGGUUUGUAGCAUUACUGAAGUUGUUGUUAUACAUCUACAUGCCAUGUAUUUCCAUGUGCUUAAAAAGAUACAAUUGUUUCGGAAUUCAAUAGCUUUGAAGAUAGUAUUUUUAUCCUAA